Caretta caretta (loggerhead turtle) is the source of this 4337-nucleotide messenger RNA. It is a transcript of the gene NADK, whose product is annotated as NAD kinase. Gene Ontology annotation, biological process: NADP+ biosynthetic process; NAD+ metabolic process. Gene Ontology annotation, molecular function: NAD+ kinase activity. NCBI's taxonomy places the organism in Eukaryota, Metazoa, Chordata, Testudines, Cheloniidae. The record is from RefSeq and is a predicted model, not a curated record.
GCUCAUGCAGUGUUCAGAAUUGCUGGGGAGAUAAGGACAUUCUCAGGUCAUCAGAGUGAAAGGCUGUUUAGAAAUCUAAACUGUAAAUGAUAGUUUCAGCUUUUAAGAAUUGUAUUUUUAAAGUCAGCUAUUUUUCUGAUUGUCAUUUAAAAUACUUUCUGCAAGAGGAAUGUAACAGAAAAUCCUACACUAGAGUGCGAAGGCAGCACUUUAUAUAAAAGCACAAAAUCUGAGUCUUUUUCAGUUCUAGUGUUUGACAGAAUUGAAGAGUUUGUUUGUGAAAAAGCUAUUGAAAUGACUGAAUGGAAUGAAUUUUAAUGAAGUCAAAUACUAUAUUUUUGGUAGCUUUUAGUCUCAGUUAAACUUCUUUGAAAGGGGGUUUUGCAAAUGAAAGACAUUAGGAUGUGUCUAAAUACUUUUUUUGUAGCACUUGUAUAAGGAAUUUUUCUGUGAAGCAGCAAAAACAUUUUAUCAGGACUAUUUGAAACGUUCACCUGGAUAUCAACUUCAGACAAAAAUGAUUUGUUUAAGGUAGCAGUUCAGUUAAAAAUGAUUAGGUCAAGGCCUUUUCUGGAGUUCUGUUUAUUGCACUUGCACAACUUUUGAAGAAAGCCAUGAAAAUCUUUAAGCAUGUUAUGCAUGAUCCCUCGUUUAAUAGAACUGCACGGAAAUGGCAUAUUCAGGACCCAGCAAGUCAGCGGUUGACAUGGAACAAACCUCCAAAGAGUGUCCUUGUUAUCAAAAAGAUUCGCGAUGCCAGUCUGCUACAGCCUUUUAAAGAACUCUGUGUCUAUCUUACUGAGGAGAACAACAUGAUAGUUUAUGUAGAAAAAAAAGUGCUAGAAGACCCAGCCAUAGUUAAUGAUGAUAAUUUUGGACCAGUGAAGAAGAAAUUUUGCACUUUCAGAGAAGAUUAUGAUGAUAUCUCCAAUCAGAUAGACUUUAUCAUAUGCCUGGGAGGAGAUGGUACCUUGCUUUAUGCUUCUUCACUUUUUCAGGGCAGCGUACCUCCAGUUAUGGCUUUUCAUCUGGGAUCUCUUGGAUUUCUCACCCCCUUUAACUUCGAGAACUUUCAGUCCCAAGUUACUCAAGUUAUAGAAGGCAAUGCAGCGCUUGUUCUCCGGAGCAGAUUGAAAGUGAAAGUAGUAAAGGAACACAGAGAGAAGAAGACAUUGAUACAAAAUGGUAUUGAAGAAAAUGGAGUGAUCUCUACAAGUCUAGAGAUGGAAAUGGGCAAGCAAAUCAUGCAAUAUCAGGUCCUAAAUGAAGUUGUAGUGGAUCGAGGUCCUUCCUCCUACCUUUCCAAUGUGGAUGUUUUUCUAAAUGGACACCUCAUAACCACAGUGCAAGGUGACGGAGUGAUUGUCUCCACACCAACUGGUAGCACGGCUUAUGCGGCUGCAGCAGGAGCAUCUAUGAUUCAUCCAAAUGUUCCUGCAAUAAUGAUCACCCCAAUCUGCCCUCACUCACUGUCCUUCAGACCCAUUGUUGUUCCUGCAGGAGUUGAGCUCAAGAUCAUGCUGUCCCCAGAUGCCAGGAACACAGCAUGGGUUUCAUUUGAUGGGAGGAAGAGACAGGAAGUCUGCCAUGGAGACAGUAUUAGCAUCACUACCUCUUGCUAUCCCCUCCCUUCGAUCUGUUUCCGAGAUCCUGUGAGCGACUGGUUUGAAAGCCUGGCUGAGUGUUUACACUGGAAUGUUCGGAAGAAGCAAAAUCACUUUGCUGUUGAAGAAGAAUUUUGAAUGUCGCCACCUAAUGAGACUCGUGGGAACUUAAAAUGGCAGUAUCCCUUGUAUAAAAAUGUUUGUUCAGCCUAGGGGGAAUAGACCAAUACAUAUAUUUUUUAAAUAGUGACGUACCUCAUAUCAGUCUGCUCUGCUGAUGACCAGAAAUUAUCAUGUUGCUUCCUCUCUGCUGAGAAUAGGAGUGGAAGAAUUUAGAAUCUGAUUUGUUAGCCUUUUUUUUUUUAUUUAUUUAUAAUGGGUUGGUAUUUUUAAUCAAUAUCAACACACAGAUCUACAAACCACCUCAAACACGAUUGUAACGAGUAAUUUGCAGAGUAGCAUUCUAGGUUGUACCUAGAUACAUAAUAGAAAAAUGGCAUUAAAAUAUUCCAGUUAAUUUGGUAGAUUUGUAAUUCUGUGGUUAAGACUUCUCAUCUAAAACUCAAAGGAAUUUUUCUUUUUAAAAUGCUCUUUGUUAACGUAAAUGAAUGCAUAGUAGUCAAAAUGUCUUCCCAUCAGGUGAACUAAUUAAAUAUUUUGCCUUUCCAUAAAAAUAUAGCAAGAAUUAGGGGAAAGAACCACUAUACAGUUACUCUACAGAUACAACUUACUAUCAGAAAUACAGAUAGUUUUGUAAGUAUCGAGAACCCUUUUUCUUUCUGCCCAUUUGAAUGGACAUCAUUUAGGGUCCCCAUAGGCAGCAUUGACAACUGCUUGCGUGGACAAACUGGUGAAGUGGCAUACUUUUUUGUUGAUGAGCUAAUUAUGCCUGAGCAGUUCCUUGCUUUUUCAGCAUGUUUGUGACCCUUAGAAAUGGUAUGGAUUUUUUCUUUUCUCUUUUUAACCUCUGGAGUAAGCAGCAGCAUUUGAGGUUGUAAACUACAGAUUUUCAUCAAGUGUUGUUGACCCAACCAGCAGAGUCUCUUCUAGGAUGGCUGUAUUGUUUUUCUUUUGAACCACUAAUUACGUUAACUAGUCUCACAUUCUAAAUUAGGAUCUGAAUGGUCUUCACGCCCAUUGAAGAUAAGUGUGCUGCUUGCAGGAUGGAGCUCUUGAGUAAGGAGAAAAGGGAUAUUGCCUUGAUAGGCUGAUCAGAAACAGGACACAUUCCCAGCAUAGUAGCGAUGGUGCCUUCAGCACACUUCAAGAUAUUUUAAGUCUUGUAUGUACUUUUAUAAGUCUUUCAAAUGUUUCUAACCUGUUUAUGUACAUAUUUUAUUGUACAUGCUUUUAUGAAAAUAAGUAGUUUGAAAAAAGGGUUUGUACUGAAAUCACUUUUACUAAAAAUCAAACUCAGUUAUAAUGUUUACAUUUAUGUUCUCUGUGGUGCAGUCUCUCAUAACCAUAUUGUUCAAAUCCUAGCAUCUUCAUGUAUCUCUGCAUAGACCAUUAAAAGGGAUGGAUGUUCUCUGCUAAUCUUGAAGUCUUCAGCAUAUUAUUGCAGAGGAAUCUGUUUCUUACUGAUUAAGUGGGGGAUUGCAAAGAAGCUCUAUUGAACUUUCAUGGUUGUCUUGCUCUUAUUAAUGUUUGUGCAGUCAGGGGUAACAAUGGGGGAUGUAUUAAUUCCCAUGUUCUACCUACCCUGCAGUCCUCUGAUUCAUGGGCUAAUGUCUCUUUUUUUGCAUGUUGCCCCGGUCUGUUAAAUUUUGUCAAAUCAAGGUGAGAGCACUCUGCAUAAAGCAGCAGAUUUAAACUCUGGUAACAGUGUAAAUCAUGCUAAAAUUGUGUUAAUAUAAAUUCAUGUUAAGUAUGUAAAUGUUUUGUUAUCUAGAAUAUUGGUUGAAUUCCGUCUGGACCAGCAAAAUCUGUGACAUCCUUGAGUAUGUUCAGACAGCUUUAGACCUUUUUGGGCAUAAGCUUUCGUGAGCUAAAACCCACUUCAUCGGAUGCAUGCAGUGGAAAAUGCAGUAGGAAGAUAUAUUUUCCACUGCAUGCAUCCAAUGAAGUGGGUUUUAGCCCACGAAAGCUUAUGCCCAAAUAGAUGUUAAUCUCUAAGGUGCCACAAGUACUCCUUGGUUUUUUGGUGAUAUAGACUAACAGGACUACCACUCUGAAACCUUUAGAUCUUUGUUUUUCACUUGAAUUUACAGUAUAAUGGUUAUAUCACUGCUUAAAGUUGCUUACGGGUUUUUUAGCCGACAGAGUAUUCAAUUUUCGAAUAGCUGUUUACUUUCUGAGCUACAGAAACAUUUUGUUUUGGAAAAAGAUACAUUUCCCUAUUUAAAAAUGCAAUAAUUGGGAAAAGGAACAGAGUAGAGCCUUUAAUUUUAACAUUUAGUGUAUAAAUAUACUAAAAUGAAUGAGAAUGGACAGAAGGCUUUGCUGGAUAGGAAGUGAAAAAAUAAACCAUUUGAGAAGAUGGUAAGGCAAAAUAAGUAAAAAUGAGGCUUAUAUAGAACUUGGUUUUUUUUUUUUAAAAAAAAGCUAAAAUCUAGCAUUUUAGCACCUUUUUUAUUUGUGCUUUUUUAUAAUAGUAAAUAUCAUUCAUUACAUGUAGCAAAUUAUGGAACUUCAAUUUUCAGUGUACAUUUCAUAAAAUGUAAUCUCUAAAACCCUAUGUAACUACUCCCUCUAAAUUUGACUUAUGUUUCUUAUUAAAAUUAAUCUAACAUA